Molecule: messenger RNA, 2258 nt
Organism: Lobosporangium transversale
Lineage: Eukaryota; Fungi; Mortierellomycota; Mortierellomycetes; Mortierellales; Mortierellaceae
Exons: 8
Coding region: 21-2234 (737 amino acids)
Biological process (GO): response to UV; transcription-coupled nucleotide-excision repair
Cellular component (GO): chromosome
Molecular function (GO): RNA polymerase II complex binding
Source: RefSeq, a predicted model, not a curated record
AUUCUGCUUUUGCAUAACAAAUGACCAUCAACAUUGAGGAACGUGAGACUUUGUCCACUCUCAUUCUCACCAUCACAAAGAGUGGUGACCUCUAUCUCGAUCCUACUCAAGUGAAGCAAGUGAAGAAGAUUUGCAAAAAAUCAGAUACAAAUGUCAGGAUUGCCUAUGAGUUAUUGAUGAUCCAGCUUCAACGCAAGCAUGCUCAGAUCCGCUUUUCAAGUACACAACUCAUUGCGGAGCUAUUUCAACGAUCUCAUGUCUUUCGUGAGUUAUUGGUCGCAGAUUAUUCUAUCUUUCUGCAGUUGACAGUUGGUAUCCAUCAGAAUCCACUUCCUCCUCCAGUUUUGUUCGCCAACAAGACCAAGCAAUUGGCUAUCUCGCUCACAAACGAAUGGAAUGCAAAAUAUGGAUCCGUUUAUAAACAGAUUGCAUUGGGAUAUGACUUCUUAAAAUAUCACCUCAAGGUCGAUUUUACAAACCUCGUUCCCGUGACAGAUGAGGCUCGAAGUGCAGAGCAAAGAGCACAAGAAGAGAUGACUCGACGGCUUCGUCAAAAGAAAUAUGAAAAGGCUGCUGCGGAAAUGGAAGAAAAAGCGGAGGAUAUUCAGGACAAUAUAAGAAAGAUGAACUCUUGUUUUGAAAUCCUAGUACCAAAACUAGACGACGAGGCUGCUCUAAAUGCAAUUUUCAACGUCCCUACGACCGAAAAGGAUAUUUCAACAACAGUAAACACGGCAGAGACAGAAACGACACAUAAUGACGAUGACGAUGAUAAUAGAAAUGAAGAUCAGGCAAUAGAGAGCGAUAAUGAUGAAGAGAUACUUCGGCAUGACCCUCUCGGUGUACAUGAAAAUGCAUUAGGAUCCAAUCGAUACAAAUUGACCAUUACCCUGAACAAGGACAACCCUGUAGAUGUUGUGGAAUCUGAAGACAAUCGAGAAGUCUUUAGUACACUACGAGAAUGCUAUCGUUUAGUUGUCAAGAAGCAUUGGCCCUUGGUCAUGGACUGGCUAGACAUCUUGAUGAAAGCCGAUCGGGAAGCAUGCGAGCCAAAAACCGAAUAUGACCGACUGCUCAGGCUGGCUAUUGAUCUUAAAAAAAGUGUAGCAGAUGCGAAGAGCAAGAGUGAGGAUUUAGGUGUCAAUAUGGACACUAUGUAUGGACCGAAUGAUCAUGACUCUGAUGAAGAUAAUGAAGAGUUUGAAGAGGUAGAUAUCUUGGCCUCUCGUAAUGAUAAGAAGAAAGGAAAGCAACCAAAGAGGAAUACUCAACCAAGCCAGCCCAAGAAACCAAGAAAUGCAGUCUUUGCGAUGCAGGGUGAGGAUAUUUUAAAAGACGAUCCAACUUAUGCUGGAGGCACCCGGGUGGUGUCUCGAAGGCAGGAACAAGAGUCUAUUGAGGACUCCUCAAGGGCUACCAGCGAGGUAUCAACUCCACCAAUAGACGAUGCUGAUGCAACAAGACAAGAGCUAUUGGCGAGAGCACCAGUUGUGCCGUGGGAUGAUGAUUUGGCAGUAUGGGACAAAAAGGAAAUGGCAUUCAACACUUCAGGACUUGAGCGCUCGCAUCGAUUCCUCGGAGUGGGCGAUGGGAGUAACAUGGUAUCGGAUGCUACUUUGGAGCGUAUGAAGAUGCGUACACGUAUUUAUAGUCCCCAACUGCCCAAAGUCAUCAAGGCAUGUCGCUAUCCCAUGAGCAAUGGACGGCUUUGCAUGAGACGAGACCUGGUGCGAUGUCCAUAUCAUGGUCCUAUCGUCCCUCGAGAUGAGUAUGGUCAAAUUCAACGAUUAACUGAGGAUGGUAGAUACGUACCGGUGGAAGAAGAGGACAAGGGACUGGACGAUGCUCAAGAAGCCGCACUGAUCGAUAGAGCUAUUGCAGCAGCAUCCGGCUCAUCGUCCUCGCUAAGGUCAUCUGCUACUCGAUCGACUUCAAAGGCGAUAAUAAAAGACCAAUCGAGUUGGGAAGAUAUUGAAGACGAUGUCCAUCUCGCCUUGGGUCUUGAGAAGAUUGAACCAAAACGCAAACGAGGUCAGGGUGGCUCGAAUGAGAAUAAGAAGAAGAAUAAAAAGCCUGCAUCGGCCCUAGUCAAUAUCACAAAACCCCCAGAGUCUUCGAGGGCUCGGCUUUUGAGACAUGUAGGAAGCAAAUCAAGCAGAGACUCUGUAGAACAGGAUCGACAAAUGGAGAAGACAAGCCAAUCAAAAGACACACGCCUCAAUCGCUGGAGAUAGAGAUAGAUUUCCCACAAAGCCGCU